AUGCAGAAUCUGUCUGAACUUCCAGGCAAUGCGACAUCGCACAGGAGCAUGUCUGGGAUUGUCAAAGUGUGCGUGGUCAUCCCCUUCUUCUGUGUCUUCCUCUACUGGAUUGUGCUCAUGCUGCACGUCUUUGCAUCACACAGGCAGUUCCUGGAGAGCUCGCGUUACAUCCUGUUUGCCUACAUGCUGAUCAAUGACACCAUUCAGCUCUUCUCCUCUGUGCUGCUCUUCCUCCUUGCUAUUAACAAGGUGCAAUUUGCCAUUGUCUUCUGUGCCCCCCUGCUAUUCCUCUCUGUUGCCACUUUCCAGAACACCCCCUUGAUCCUGGCUACCAUGUCGCUCGAGCGCUACGUGUCCAUUUUCUAUCCCCUGCAGCGCCCAGCUGCCUGGCACGCAGACCAUAUCUGGGUAAUCAUACUGUCCCUAUGGCUUAUCAGCUGUGUCCUCCCUCUUGCUGAACUUUGCCUAGGGGAACCUAAUCUGGCUGUGGAUGUCCUCUCUACCCCUAUGCUUUGCAAAGCUGUCGUCCUCUACCCAUCUCCCACCCAGACACUAGUCAGGGUUUCCCUAAAUUGUCUCUUUUUUUCGGUAGUUGCCGUCAUCAUAUUCUUCACCUACUUGAGGAUCCUGGUAGAGACCAAGAAGCUGAGACAGGGCAAGGAGUCAGCCAGCAAGGCCAUGCACACAGUGCUGCUGCACGGCUUUCAGCUGCUGCUGUGCAUGAUGGCCUUCACACACCCCAUCACCGUGAGCCUCAUAGUGCUGCACGCCGACUGGCAGCCGGAGGACAUUGCCUUUUUCAACUACUUCUGUUUCAUUCUCAUACCGCGCUUCCUCAGCCCGCUCAUCUACGGCCUGCGGGACGAGAGUCUCAGAGGCUACAUGAGGAGAGCUGUUUUCUGCUGCUUGCACAGGGCCACAGUCAGAGCCAGUGACAAGCUGCAGGUCAACACAUCUCGUGCUUUAACUGGCUGA
This is a messenger RNA of Myripristis murdjan (pinecone soldierfish), 975 nucleotides long. RefSeq names its product odorant receptor, family 95, subfamily A, member 1 (gene or95a1). The transcript has a single exon. Lineage: Eukaryota; Metazoa; Chordata; Actinopteri; Holocentriformes; Holocentridae. The record is from RefSeq and is a predicted model, not a curated record. Gene Ontology annotation, biological process: G protein-coupled receptor signaling pathway; detection of chemical stimulus involved in sensory perception of smell. Bases 1 to 975 code for a protein of 324 amino acids. Gene Ontology annotation, cellular component: membrane. Gene Ontology annotation, molecular function: G protein-coupled receptor activity; odorant binding; olfactory receptor activity.